Molecule: messenger RNA, 1281 nt
Organism: Macrosiphum euphorbiae (potato aphid)
Lineage: Eukaryota; Metazoa; Arthropoda; Insecta; Hemiptera; Aphididae
Source: the annotation of a GenBank genome assembly
AUGAUGGGAAAAGUGAAGAAUAGGAGGAGAAGUCUAAAAUUAUUCAAAAGGUGGUCUGUUAAGAAUUCUAAGAGAUUGAUUGUAAAAGAAAUGACAUCCAAAAUGGUAGCAGUUGAUGUAAUAGAGGAUAACAUUGACAAUUCCCUUUCUACUGAUAAACUUAAAAGUAUAAAAACGGUUUCUUCCAAAGUAACAGUACCAAACAUUACAAAUCAUGAAAUUAUAGAUAUUAUUGAUAUUGCCGGUGAUGAUAGUACAUUUGAAAACCCUCCAACUAUAAAUAAAAAAAAAACUGCCCUAAACAUCAAUAAUCAUGAAAUAAUAGAUAUUACCGAUACUACUACCUCAAGCAAUACAAAUGAAGGUGCCCAUAAACAAUUUUCAAGUCAUACAAUAUCGUUUAAUGACGAUGAUGAUGAUAUCCAAAUUAUUUAUGUUCGUACUUGUGAUCAAAAUAAAUCUAUUGAACUUAUUACUCUAUCAGACCAGAGUGAUGACGAAAAUACAUCAAAUCAAGAAUUUGUUGAAAAACCAAAUAGUUUUAAAUCCAUGCACAAACGUCUAGGUGUUCCUACAAAAGGCACAUAUAAAAGCUCAUAUAAUAGUCCUUUAUGUAACCUUAAAAGGAAACGGGAAGAGGUAAAUGUAACUAAAUUGGGUGACAACUUAGGAGGAUUUAUUACUGAUACACAAAAAAAUUCUUCAAACUCACAGAAUGUUAUUACGUUGGAAAAAAAUCCUGUUAAGAAGUUCAAGCCACAAGUAUCUUCAACAGGUACAACAUUUAGAACCAAAAGAAAACUACGACCAAUUAUCAUUGAUGGAUUAAAUAUUGGAUUUUCACAUGGUUCAGGAACAUUUUCGGCAAGAGGAAUUGAAUUAUGUAUACAAUAUUUCACUUAUCUAGGACAUACAAAUAUAAUAGCAUUCAUUCCACAACAUCGAAAGGGAACCCCUGGGUCUACAACAAACACUAUCUUAAAUAAUUUAUUUAAAAAAGGGCAAGUUUGUUUUACACCUAGCCGAGUGGUCAAAAACAGAAGGAUGACAUGUCAUGAUGACCGAAUUAUACUCAACUAUGCCCAUAAAUGUAACGGAGUGGUUGUUUCAAAUGACAACUAUCGAGAUUUCUAUGAUGAAAGUGAAGCAUUCAAAGAGAUCAUUGGAAAUAGACAAGUAAUGGUGACAUUUGUCAGGGAUGAUAUAAUCGUUCCAGAAGACCAAUACAAUCGAAGAUCAACUAUCCGGACUCUUUCAGAUAUUUUGUGUUUUCCAGAAUAA